GCCAUGGUAUGUGAUAUAUAUGUUUAUACAGAAACACGUACUAACUGGAAAUGGGGAAGAUUGGUAGAAUUGCCCAUAUAACCGCCGAUUUAGCAUUAGUGUCAGCCUUUUUAGCUGGGGUUAAAAGAAACACUGGAUUAACCCCUAAUGUUGAUAGUAUUAAAAGUGAUGAUUUCAAAUAUUAUGCCACCAAGUAUUUAGAUAUUGGAGAAUCAAUUUUUGAUUAUAGUGCCGCUUAUUUUGGCGGUAGUGAAUAUUUUAAACGUAAGUAAUUGUAAUA
This is a messenger RNA of Hyphopichia burtonii NRRL Y-1933, 280 nucleotides long. RefSeq lists its product as uncharacterized. The record is from RefSeq and is a predicted model, not a curated record. Gene Ontology annotation, cellular component: cytoplasm. NCBI's taxonomy places the organism in Eukaryota, Fungi, Ascomycota, Pichiomycetes, Serinales, Debaryomycetaceae. The coding region runs from base 51 to 272 and encodes 73 amino acids. The transcript has 2 exons.